This is a messenger RNA of Cylicocyclus nassatus, 3318 nucleotides long. The record is from the annotation of a GenBank genome assembly. Lineage: Eukaryota; Metazoa; Nematoda; Chromadorea; Rhabditida; Strongylidae.
AGCGGAAUUUGUGCGCACUGUAGUAGGGCUAGUGGUGUUCCUACGGCCUAAGGAAUGGCCGAUUUCUCAAGCGAAAGGGAAUCAGACCAUGAUGCGCUGCGAAGGAGUGUCCGGCCGAAUUUCGCCGAAGAUGUUUAUGGUGAGAAGAAGGGCACACAGACGGAAGAGGUUGAGUACAGCGAAUCAUCUCUUGCGCAGAGGCGAUCAGCUCUUUUGGUGAAGUUGAAGCAACUAAAGGAUUCGCAUGGGACUACCACUACCGACACCAGUGCAAAUCGAGCUGAAAGUGUUGAUAUGAACGACUGCGAUAUCGAAUUUGAAUACAACGAUUGCGAUACUCUCUCAAAUGAGUUAGCCGAGCUUUACACUUAUUCUGAACUGGACGAUUUUGCUAGCAAUAUCCAUUGUUGGAAGGUUUACGCCGACAAUAAUGAGAUUCCUCCUCCAUUCCACUUCUCUUCACUACCGCUUGCCAAGAGAAUGUUCAUCAUCCAAGACCUCUGCGCAAGAAUGGAAAGUGCUGAGCCAGAUGUGAGAUUGGCUAGUGCUCGUAUAAUGCUCUACAUUCUGCAGGGAGCAUUUUUGGACUUUAGCGAUGAGGAAGAAGUGGAAGCAGGUGUACCACUUCGCACUACAACCCUUGACAAAGGCACAGGAGGGCACGAGAGUGAAUGUCUUGUCAGUGCUUUUCUCAAUGCUCAUCUGGCAUAUAAGGCUGGAGCGUAUCAGGCGCUCUGUACUUUGCUGAUGGCAGAGAUCUGCGAACCAUUUGAUAGCGGAGCUGCACAAGUAAGUGAAGGUGGACGGGAAUCCAAAGCUAGCUCACGCGGAAGUCGUUGUCCUAGCAGUGCAGACUUGGCUGAGAGCGAUCGACGAAAUCGUCGCACUGCAACCAUGGCAGAUAAUGAAGCUAUGAGAACUGUACUAGCAGCGCUUUACCAUAUGGUUGAGUUGAUUCGCAAUCAAGACAUGACAGACAGACUGAAGGGCGAAGAUCCUGGUCUGUCUGCGAGGAGGACAACUUUUCUAGCUGAACUGAAUGAACCCCUUGAUCACGUACAUCAGCCUCUAUUAUUGGUGCUGUUCGAGAUGCUUCCACCAUUCUAUACUGGAGCUUCUCCUCAUUAUCCCAUUAAGAAGAUUCUGCUGCUUAUUUGGAAAAUAUUGCUUGCUACACUGGGUGGCUGGCGCAUUCUAGAUGCCAUGAAGGCAGCUAAGCGAACUGGUCUUGGACUUCCGGUCAUGGAAAACACUAUUGAAGUGGCGUCAACAUUAGCUGCAACCAUUGUCAAUGACACAGAAAGUGGUGCUAGAGUAGCUUCUCGUCGCAUUGUACCUAUAGGGCGUAUUAUGGCCCGACAGCUGGCAUAUGCCGGCUCGAGUGAAGAAGCAAAAGAUGAGGAAAUUGACAUCGGAGCUAUAGCCGGAGAGGAUUUUGGCAGUGACAACGAAGGAUCAUCACGAAGAUCGAACGAACUUCGUCAGUGCAGCGGCGAUCGAACGCCACGAGCAGGCUCACCUAUGCCGCAAGAGCCACCGAGGCGAGGAUUGCCCUGGAAGAGCAAAGUGUCGAAGCAGGAGAUUGAGGCGUUUUUACAACAAGAAAGGCAGAAGUUCUUUUCAUAUCAGUUGCCUGGGGACGUGGAAACUAUGUUUGCCUUGCCGAUUCCAAUUCACAGGAGUGUAGAGACAUUGCGGAAGCAUCUAUACACUUCCGUUGGAGAGUUACAGGCAGUACAAGACGAAGAUUACAACCGUUAUCUGUUUUCAAGAAAGGAGGAAAUUGAAAUGAAUAGCGUUGAAGAACUUUACCGACUUCUGCUGCCAAAUCUGUGUCAGUAUGUGGUAGCUUUACUGAAAGUACUGCUAGCAGCUGCUCCUUCUAACAAGGCCAAAAACGACGCGCUGAACAUAUUGGUUGAUGUGCUCACCCCUGAAACAGAUGGUAGCGAUGUACUAUCCAAUUCUAUCAGUUUGGAUCAUUCAACGAGCAGUCCUUUGGAAGAAAGUGUGCGACUAGCAAUUGAUAUCAAUAGGCAUAAGGAGAUUAUGGUCAAAGCAACAUCGUCAAUACUUCUUCUCCUCAUGAAGCACUUGCGCUUGAAUCACAUCUAUCAGUUCGAGUACCUGUGUCAACACAUUGUCUAUGGCAAUGGCAUCCCAUUGCUGCUCAAGUUUCUCGAUCAGAAUAUGACAAGAUAUGUUCAAUCAAGAUAUGAAAUCCAUGCUUACAACUACCCACAGGCGCCUUUGCAUUUUGUACGCAACAGAGAUGAAUGGCCUGUCUUGAACUCGGAAAAUGUUGAAAGUGGUGAAAUGGAGCGACGAGGAAUGUACUACAUGUGGAGAAAUAUGUUCUCAUCCAUAAAUCUCAUACGGGUGCUCAACAAACUAGUCAAAGGGAAACAAUCUAGAGUGAUGAUGCUGAUGGUGUUCAAAUCGGCUCCCAUUCUGAAGCGAUCGCUCAAAAUACGCCUGGGUCUCUUCCAAUUUUUCAUACUGAAAGCGCUCAAAAUGCAGUCGCGAUAUCUUGGUCGUCAGUGGAGAAAAAGCAAUAUGGACAUCAUGUCCGCAAUCUAUAACAAAGUACGGCAUCGUAUGACUGAUGACUGGGCAUUCGCGAAUGAAAUGCGAAAAUCGUAUGAUUACCAUAGUGAAGAGAGUGAACUGAAGGCUGCUGUCGAGCGGUUCCAUAGUCGACGAUAUUCGAAGCUACAUCCACAACUUGCCAUUGAAAUCAGCGAUGCUCCCAUGCCAGGUGAUGAUUAUUUAAAUAGGGUCAAUCUUCGCGAUUAUGAGCCAGUUGAUAACUGUCUCCAUUCAGUCCUUGGGAAACAGCCGGAGCUAGGGAAACGAUUCAAGAACAAUUAUCAAAAAUGGAUGGAAGAAGAAGUAAUUAAGCGAAAUAUUGACUGGGAUCGCCUUUUGAUGAACACCAAGGGCAUUGCGUUUUCUCGGGAUGUUCCUUGUUAGGCAGCGAAGGCAAUAUGUUAUUUACUGCAAUGAUCCGUGGUACUUAUAUUCAUAUGAUACCUUCGUGUUUUGCUAUAAUCCUUUUCGAAUCUUUAACGAAAUGAAAUAGGCCUGAUCUGUUCAGCUCCCUACUUACAUUACGUCUAAUUGUAAGUCGAUUUCCAUACAGGUGCAAAACGUUUAGUGCAAAUUGUUAAUCUUGUCUGUUCGACCCAUUUGCUCCUCGCCUCCUUCGCUAAAUAAAACCUAAUAUUGAUAAGCUUGUUUUAUCAACAGCUAUGUGUGAACAUUAUCUCCGCUUUUGUAAUGAUGUACAAAUGAAGUCAUUCUCAUUUUUGUUACACG